AAGUUUGAGAGAGUCAAAUAUGAUUAUAUGAACUUCGACUUUACACAGAAAAGAAAAAAGUUUAGUAAUGUUUAGCGUAAGAAGCUGAUCUCUUAUCAUCUUUGUGUACUUGUGUUUUCUCUGUUUCUCUUACAAACAAACAACCAGAGAUCUCAUACAUGGCUCAGUCAACAGCCAACAAUAUGGUAAAGAAGCUUAUUCGAAUUGACGUAAGUUCAGACACGGUGUGUCCAUGGUGUUGUGUGGGCAAAAGAAAUCUUGACAAUGCUAUAGCUUCGUCAAGGAUCCACUAUGAUUUCAAGGUGGUAUGGCACCCUUUUUUCCUUGACCCGUCAGCCCCUACAGAAGGUGUUCCCAAAAAAGAUUUCUACAAAAGUAAGUUUGGAUCUCGAGCUGAUCAGCUGCAUUCACGAAUGACUGAGGUUUUUAAGAAUGUUGGACUAGAAUACAAUAUGUCCGGACUCACGGGAAAUAGUAUGGACAGCCAUAGGCUUAUUCAUUUGGCUGGUCAACAAGACCUUGGUAAACAACAUGAUCUUGUGGAGGAGUUGUUCCUUGGAUAUUUUACACAAGCGAAGUAUAUAGGUGACAGGCAAUUUCUUGUGGAGUGUGCAAAUAAAGUUGGAGUUGAAGGAGCAGCAGAAUUUCUUCAGGAUCCUGAUAAUGGAAAGAAGGAGGUUUAUGAGGAAAUCAAGAAGUAUUCAGCAAAUAUCGGCGGAGUUCCCUUGUACAAAAUCAAUGGAAAGCAGCAGUUAAGUGGUGCACAACCACCUGAGGUCUUUCUAAGAGCUUUUUCAGUGGCAGCCGCCGACAGUACCUAAAAUCUCUCUGGAUAAUCCAUCUCUCGUGAGGACACUAUUCUUUCUUGCUUUGGAUACUGUCUUCUAUUUGUCAAUAUGCUAAAUAAAGGGGCUGUAAUCUACCAUUAGUCUAAAUCUUUGUGUAAUGUGUAUUUAAUAGCGUCUGUAAAAUAAGCAUUCUGUAAUCUUUUUCCCUUUAGUAAAUGUGCAAUGGUAAUCAAAUUUGAAGAUAUUGUUCUUUUGGUUC
Messenger RNA from Daucus carota subsp. sativus, 1047 nucleotides. RefSeq lists its product as uncharacterized. The transcript is spliced from 8 exons. The record is from RefSeq and is a predicted model, not a curated record. Gene Ontology annotation, molecular function: oxidoreductase activity. Bases 159 to 821 code for a protein of 220 amino acids. NCBI's taxonomy places the organism in Eukaryota, Viridiplantae, Streptophyta, Magnoliopsida, Apiales, Apiaceae.